GCCUUCAAAUGUAUUGUUACACGGAAGUUUUUUCAGUUUUAUAGAUGCAUUGUGUCUCGGAUAGUUUCAGUUAGUCUUGCGUCAAAAAAUCAACUUGCACCUUGACAGUCCAAGGUGUAUGUUCGCAUCCAUUUGGGUCUUUUUCCCUCCUGUAUCUGUCUUGUGAGUAGUACAGAGACGGAUUUUUGUGUUGGGGUGGAAAUAAAAAGUGAGCAGGCUUUUUGAGGUGAAGACUUUGGCUGGCACAGGGUCUGGGGAGAAGUGAUGGCGGCGUCUGCACCCUCCUCUGGCGGCGAACCGGAUCCCAACAACUCGACUAAUUUACGACCACCGGGCUCAAGUUAUGACGCAUGGUGCGGUGUUGCUCAUGGAUGCACGAGGAAGCUGGGGAUGAAGAUAUGUGGUUUCCUGCAGAAGAACAACAGUCUGGAGGAGAGGUCCCGGAUUGUGAGCUCCUUCAAAGAGCGCAGCGCCAAGAACCUGCUCUCCUGCGAUAACAGCGGCCAGGAGACCCACUUCCGACGCACGGAGACGGACUUCUCCAACCUGUACGCCAGAGAUCUCUUGCCUGCCAAAAAUGGGGAAGAGCCAACUUUGCAGUUCUUGCUGGAGGUGGUGGAUAUCCUCACCAACUACAUUCGGAAGACGUUUGACCGCUCCACCAAGGUCCUGGACUUCCACCACCCUCACCAGCUGCUGGAGGGCAUGGAGGGCUUCAACCUGGAGUUGUCAGACCAGCCCGAGUCCCUGGAGCAGAUCCUGGUGGACUGCAGGGACACUCUGAAGUAUGGCGUCCGCACAGGCCACCCCAGAUUUUUUAACCAGCUGUCCACUGGUUUAGACAUCGUGGGUUUGGCUGGGGAGUGGCUCACCUCAACGGCAAACACCAACAUGUUUACCUAUGAGAUUGCCCCUGUAUUUGUCCUCAUGGAGCAGCUAACUCUGAGGAAGAUGAGGGAGAUUGUGGGUUGGAGAGAUACAGAGGGUGACGGAAUAUUCUCUCCAGGUGGUGCAAUCUCCAACAUGUACAGUGUGAUGGUGGCCAGAUACAAGUACUUCCCAGAAGUGAAAACCAAAGGGAUGUCAGCUGCCCCCAGGCUUGUUCUCUUCACCUCAGAGCAUAGUCACUACUCCAUCAAGAAAGCCAGUGCUGCUUUGGGCUUUGGGACAGAUAAUGUAAUACUUUUGAACACGGAUGAGAAAGGAAGAGUCAUCCCAGCUGAUUUGGAGGCUAAAGUAAUAGCAACCAAACAGAAGGGUUAUGUUCCUUUGUAUGUGAAUGCCACGGCCGGUACUACUGUCUACGGAGCCUUUGACCCUAUCAACGAAAUCGCUGACAUCUGUGAAAAGUACAACAUCUGGCUUCAUGUAGACGGAGCAUGGGGAGGAAGUCUGCUGAUGUCCAGGAAACACAGGCACAAGCUCAGUGGAGUAGAAAGGGCUAACUCAGUCACCUGGAACCCUCACAAGAUGAUGGGAGUGCCACUGCAGUGCUCUGCCAUUCUAGUCCGAGAGAGGGGCCUUCUGCAGGGCUGCAACUCCAUGUGUGCGGGCUACCUCUUCCAACCAGACAAACAGUAUGACGUCACAUAUGACACUGGGGACAAAGCCAUCCAGUGUGGUCGCCAUGUCGACAUCUUCAAGUUCUGGCUCAUGUGGAAGGCAAAGGGAACAACAGGAUUUGAGCAGCAUAUCGACAAGUGCCUGGAUCUGUCAGCAUACCUCUACAAUAAAAUCAAAAAUAGAGAAGGCUACAAGAUGGUGUAUGAUGCAGAGCCCCAACACACAAAUGUCUGCUUCUGGUACUUCCCUCCGAGCCUGCGCAGCUUACCUGAAGGAGAGGACAAGAGGGAGAGACUGCACAAGGUGGCCCCAAAGAUUAAAGCUAUGAUGAUGGAGUCUGGGAGCACCAUGGUGGGCUAUCAGCCACAGGGAGACAAGGUCAACUUCUUCCGCAUGGUCAUCUCCAACCACGCAGCCACCAGGUCAGACAUCGACUUCCUCAUUGACGAGAUCGAACGCCUGGGACACGACUUGUAAAAAAAAAAAAACGCACUUAUAUCGUCUCUAAUAAUAUGGCCUUUGUGUUUCUAUGGUCCCCGACAUGUUACACUGACCAACUGUAAUGCACAACAGUCUGUUUUCAUGUCUGUUCUUUGUCUUUGCACACAAGAAAACUAUAUUAAAAAGCACAGGUAUUCUUACCAAAUAUGGAGAUGAAAAUAUAUAGCAUUGUGCUCAUAAUAGUGUGUUGUUAUGUACAUGUAAUUGUGACAUAGCUGAGCACUUGAAUGACUCUCUCUAUGGGAGGCAAACUAAUGCAAAUUCUUGUUGUACUUGAUAGUAGUAGCACCUCAUGUACAGAGCACUGUACCAUAGAGAAGUGAGUGCAGGAUACAUUCACUUGUGUUGUGGUGACCACAUUGUACCCAGGCUCCCUUUGAUAUCCCAUAAUGGACGUACGUAUAUAGCCUAUAGCAUAUGUAUAUAGGACUGUCAUUGCAACAAGAACUGUACUUAAUUGCUGUGUUUUUAGAGAUUUUUGUCUAGACAGUGUAUAGUAUUGUCACAUUGCCUUUGUGCCAAAUGAAAUAGAUGAAUACCCUAAUUACAGAGACUAUAAUUAAUAGGAUACUUAUUAUAUAUGAUAUUUAUUUUCCAAAUGUGUUGUAUCUGACUGUAAAAAUCACAUCUUAAAUUGUCUCGUGAGCCAAAGAAAAUGUUCCAUUGGUCCUAUACUGAUGUUUAUACUGUAUCAUUAGAAAGAUAAUGGACAUCCUUUGUGCAAUGUGAAACUGUACAAUGUUAUUGUAAUUCACUACUGAAUGUUGUUGAGACAUGACAAAGGGAGGGGGGAGAGCUUUGUUUCCUAUGAAAAGCACAACGCUAAACCCUGAACUGGGUGGCCAUUAUCUACAAAGGUAUGAUUGUCACUAGUGUGCAGUGUCUGCGUAUAAUUAUGCAAAAUGUUGUCUUACACUUUACUAUAACAUAGAGGAGAAUUUAGAGCACAUAUAAAAUAUAAAUAUGUUGUAACUACUGAUUAACCUUACAUUCCUGAAAGAAUGGGAUCUAAAGCCCCUUACAUAAUAUUGCUGUAUAAAUCAAAAAUUGUAGUUUUUUGUGGGUAUGUGUGCCUUUGUGUGUCUGAAAGAGUAUCUCAGAAAAGGUCUUAAGACUUUCUGAGUUCAUUUGUCACUGUCAGAUGGCUCAGUGCAUCAAAAGCUUAGCCGUGAGGGAGUAUGGUGGGUAUGUAUCUAAAUAUAUGCAAAUUUAAUGUAUAUAUUAAGACUAUAUGUGAUAUAAGAAUAAAUCAAUCAUGAC
Periophthalmus magnuspinnatus is the source of this 3324-nucleotide messenger RNA. RefSeq names its product glutamate decarboxylase 1. Gene Ontology annotation, molecular function: pyridoxal phosphate binding; glutamate decarboxylase activity. The coding region runs from base 265 to 2040 and encodes 591 amino acids. Gene Ontology annotation, cellular component: cytoplasm; presynaptic active zone. Gene Ontology annotation, biological process: GABA biosynthetic process. The record is from RefSeq and is a predicted model, not a curated record. The transcript is spliced from 16 exons. Lineage: Eukaryota; Metazoa; Chordata; Actinopteri; Gobiiformes; Gobiidae.